Messenger RNA from Chara braunii, 1469 nucleotides. The record is from the annotation of a GenBank genome assembly. NCBI's taxonomy places the organism in Eukaryota, Viridiplantae, Streptophyta, Charophyceae, Charales, Characeae.
GUGAGAGUUCAUCUGCUUGGGCCAUCACGACCGAAGAAUGAUUGCUGCAAUCUGUUGAAGAGGACUGCGAAGUGCUACUCAUAUGAGGGUUGUUCUUUUGUUUCAAUUCAUUCUACUGAAAGGAGGGAAGCUCAGCGUGUGUAGGCUGUGUUGAGUGGAGUGGAAGUAGUACUGAAAGGAUUCCAAUGAAAAGGGGACGCACAGCCGUUGAAAGACCAACAGGAGGGAGGAAGCCAGAGAGGUGGCUGUUUGUGUAGCGACUAGGAGAAGGAAGGAAGCGGGUAUUGGUUGUGUGGGGUAAAGGACGACGACGAAUUAGGGGAGAGCAGAGGUAUGGCUUUCCGCGUCAAACUGAAGGGCGCAUAUGGGCUUGACUGCCCGGAUGUUGUCCUCCGAUGUGUAGUUGGCGGGUUAAUCGCGACGACAGUCGUGGCUAUUUGGAUCUAUUGCUUCUGGCCCGUAGUCCUUUUUCUAACUGAAGCUAUCCCAAUCCUGUCAGUGGAGGCAUGGCAGUUCGCCACCGGGUUCUCCAUCGGCCUGAUUGGCUGGAUUGGGUUCUCAUGCUGGACGACGAGUGUUCAUUGCAUCUGGACAAGUAUGCGGGUGAAGAAAGAGGUAGCUCGGCGCAUGAUCGAGAUGGUAGAUGACUGGGAACAUGUCGGCUCCGUCCUCGAUGUCUGCUGCGGAAGAGGCCUUCUGCUCAAUAGCGCGGCGCUUGCCAUGAAGCAUUUCCAGUCCACAGAUGUAAACCCGAUCGACGACGAGAAGACAGAGUCAGGAGGUAGGGGAGGAGGACAAGCGGACUCGGGUACAGGAGGACAAGAGUCUGGAGAGACUUUAAGUGCCGGCGCUGAGACCAUACUAAAGCAGUCCAAAAGAUUGCAUGCUGGAACCACACCCUCCAGAGUAAGGGAAGCUCUCGGCGGCAGCAGGAAAUCCAAGAAGGUAUAUGGCGUAGACAUAUGGCGGCCAUCCGAUUUGACUCAGAAUUCUCAAGUCGUGACGGUCUACAACGCGUCUGUCGAGGGAGUCGCGGGGCUAGCCGACAUUCGUACCGCAGACGCCCGCGAGCUCCCUUUCCCCAAUUCCACAUUUGAUGUGGUUUUCUGCUCCCUCUCUCUCCAUCUUGUUGGGGCCGAGUUCGGGAGACGCACCGCCCAGGCCCGUAAGGAGCGGUCGCGUGCUCUUAUGGAGAUGGUUCGCGUUGUCAAGCCAGGGGGAAUGAUACUGAUCUGGGAUAUUUUCCAUUUCCUUGAGUAUGUGGAGUUGCUUAAUGACCUUAAGACCAUUGAGAGGGUAACAAUGUCGGAACCUAUUCGAGCUUUCAUGCUCAAGAGCCAUAUCAUAUGUGCUACAAAGAGGAAGAGGUAGCCUUUGCUGGCAGAGAAGGAAGGGAGAGGAAGAGAAGGGAGGGAGAGGACAAGGGGUAACAUUGUAGAAAGUUAGAAACCUAUUCAAGUAUUCAUGCU